CAAAAAUCGGGGGCGCACAGAGUGCGUCGAAGUGUAUGAAUUGGUGUAACAGUAUUUCAGUUUGUCGUAUACAUAGUGUCCUUUUUCUUCAUAGAACGAAAAAAGCAAAAUGCCGCCGUGCUUGUGGUACAGUGGGACUUUAAACGAGCUACGGGACUUCCUCGCAGAGCGUUUGACAUCUAAACUUCCCCCUCACCCCUUCGACCACUGGAUGCGGUGGAAGGCGUUUUUUGAUCGGGAUCCUCCCGCCGGCCUCAAACUGGGUUCGCAAGACCUGCGGAAUAUACUCUUAUGAGCUGGAUUCUAGUUUUUUGCCCAUACUUGUUCUGACGUUGUUUCUUUCUUAUUCGAAGUGAUAGUGCACGAAAGUGCAAAAAGUAGAGCGUGAUGAUGGUCGCCGAAGCCGUACGUUGAUCGGAUUCACUUGUUUUGGGUUGUAACUCCUCUAAGAGCCCCGAAUGAGAAAAAGAAUUUGGCAGACAAGAUCAGCCAUGUACGACUGUGGAUCAAGUUCCCGGGAUAUGGUUAUGUGCUUACAAUCUCAAUCUCCUGGAGUGGCGCCAUCCAAUAUUCUUGGGCCUUUCCAGUCUUUCAGAGUCACGACUCCUAUCUCUAUCCGGGUCUGUUUCCGUUUUAGCGAUAUGGCUCCACAAAGAGAAUACGCGUGACUACGUGUGUCCCGCGCAUUGUUUCCCACGGCUUUCAUUUCAACGCGAAGAACGGGCUUUUGCCGGAGGAGGGUUCUUCAGUUCCGACGCAGAUUAUGGCUGACGUGGUUUUUGAGGGCCGCAGGGUUGAUACGUCGUGCACUGUAAACGGGCUCCCCGCCUUUCUCUACUACGUGGAUAAGGGGGUCGCCCUCGCCGGCCAAAGUCUUACUAGAC
This is a messenger RNA of Amoebophrya sp. A25, 884 nucleotides long. The record is from the annotation of a GenBank genome assembly. Lineage: Eukaryota; Dinophyceae; Syndiniales; Amoebophryaceae.